Molecule: messenger RNA, 2670 nt
Organism: Thrips palmi
Lineage: Eukaryota; Metazoa; Arthropoda; Insecta; Thysanoptera; Thripidae
Gene: papi
Product: tudor and KH domain-containing protein homolog
Exons: 11
Coding region: 158-1900 (580 amino acids)
Biological process (GO): spermatogenesis
Molecular function (GO): RNA binding
Source: RefSeq, a predicted model, not a curated record
UCUCAUAUCUGGGUUCGCGUCGAUUUCUCAUAUCAAGGUCUUCACCACGACACGACGAGGCGAGGAGAGCGAGACGACGACAAACGCGGGUUGUGAUGUGAAUCUGGUCAACUUUAGCCUUAACACCUGAUAUUUUACAGCAAAAUUACUAUUCACAAUGGAAUCCUCAUCACGUCUUUUAGUAUUUUUGGGACUCUCGUUUACGGGGCUUACUGCAGCUGCUGUCUAUCUUCUUCUGCGCAAAGAUGAAGAAACAGGAGUGGAGGGUGGUUUAAGGACCUCGCAGAGAACUGUUAUAAAAGUUCAAGUUCCUAAUGAGUGUAUUGGGACUGUUAUUGGACGGGGUGGCUGCAAUGUUAAAGCUAUCCAAGAGAAAACAGGAGCUCGUAUAAACUGCAGUGAUGAACAGGGGAAUGACAAGUUUCGAGUGGUUAUUAUCCAGGGAACAAGAGAUGCUGCUCAGCUGGCAGAGUCCAUGAUCCAUGAAAUCGUAACCAAUCAACCUUUAAUAAUAUCUCAUGAAAUGCUUGUACCUAGUAGAGCUUGUGGACGAAUAAUUGGUAGAGGUGGUGAAACAAUAAGGGGCAUGACUCGUGUCUCAGGUGCCAAAAUAUUGGUGGAUAGCACUGGUCAGAAUGAACGAUCUGAGACAAGAAUAGUUCUGAAAGGCACUUCUGAACAAAUCAAUUAUGCCAAAUCGCUUAUUGAAGAAAAAGUUGCUGAGGAGGAAGACAUGCGCCGCAGAUUUGAAACAAGUUUUUCUAAUAGAUCACCAAGAAGAGAACCUAAAGAUAAUUACAACUAUUUAGUGGCCCCUCCUGAUGAGCAGGAUUCACAGCCAACAGCAUUCAAAAGAGCUACAUUUGAUUCAAGUCGCUCUGAUGGCUUUUUUGAUGUAUUUGUAUCUGCUGCAGUUGACCCACACCAGUUUUGGGUUCAGUCUGUCAGUCCCAGGGGUGUAGAGUUGGAUCAACUUGUUGAUAAAAUGACUGAGUAUUAUGGUAACCCUGAAAAUCUGGAGAUGCACACUCUCAAGGAGAUCAGAGUUGGGCAAAUUGUUGCUGCACCCUUUGAGCAUGAUGACAAAUGGUAUAGAGCAGAAAUAGUAUCAAUUGAAGAAGAUGAAUACGAUCCAACUGAAUCAAAAGUGACUCUUUAUUAUGGAGACUAUGGAGAUGAAUGUGUAGUUAAACGCAAGCAGCUGUUUGACUUGCGCACUGAUUUCUUAGGUCUCUAUUUUCAAGCCAUUGAGUGUGCUCUGGCCCAUGUCAAGCCAAUUGGUGAUAAAUGGUCUACUGAAGCUGCAGAUCUGUUUGAAGAAUUAGCUGAUGUAGCUCUUUGGCAAAAGAAGGUUGCCCAUGUUGUGACUUAUCGAGAAAGCGUCCACAAAAGAGGUCAGCGUGCUGGUAGCCCAGUGCCAGUCAUCGAACUCCAUGACAAGAACAUAAAUAUUGGAGAGGAGCUUGUGAAGAAGGGCUUUGCGGUCUGGGAAAGUCCAUCUCCUAAUGAAACCUCUGAUGAAAGCAACACAUCUAAACCAAACCUUAUUGCUUCCUCCCAGAAUGCUUCAUCCUCUCAAAGACCUCAGUCGCUCAACAAAACUGUGAACAAUGUUAAGCAGAGCCCCAUUGUGAAAAGUCCUGAUCCUCUCAAAAUGUCACCAUCAGAAGUGUUUGGCCCAGAGGCAUCUACUUCGAAUGCAAAGAGUAGCAGUUCAGACUCUUCUUCAUUUUUAAAACAAGAAAGAGGCAAGAAAGCAGCUGGUGGUUUUAGACCAAAAACCCUUGAACCCUUGAAAGAUUCAAAGAAGACUCAAAAGAAUAGUGAUCCUGUGCAAGUUGUAUUUCUUCCAGAGGAUUAUAGUGAUGACGAAUCUGAUGAUGGUUUCACUUUAGGUUAAAUUCACACUCAAGUCAACGCAUGCAUUUAUUUAUCUUGUGUCAUGUACAGUGAUUCCUAUCAUUCAAUAACUGUUAGUUAAGGAUUGCUGUAAGUGCAAUCAUGCAUACAUCUCAUUAUCUUUUGUUUCCAAGCAAUUGUUAUUGGGUUUGUGAACAAAAUGUUUAUCAUAUUUAUUGACAGAGGACAUAGUUACAGUUGCAAUACCAUUGAAGCGUGCUCAGAAAUUUUAAAUCAAAAAGUACUAGUUUUGUUUUUUAUUGCAUCAAGUUAACAUACAAUUUUGUUGUGAGUGCCAAAUUAUGUCUUGCCAUUAUGCCAUAAAUGACAUGUAAACUUCUAUUGUUAAAGAAAUUUAGAUGGAGGGAAUCUCAUAGGAGUUUUAUUUUAUUAAUCUUAGGUAAUAUCUGUGAUUUCUGCCUUUUUUUUUUUUUUUGGCAGUAGUAGAGCAGUAAAUUAAUUUCUUGCUUGGAGUAUAAGCAUAAUUGCUUGAUCGCACUGUUGUGAAGUAGAGAUGUCUUCUGCCUUUCUGUCAACAUUUGUAUUAUAUAACAUUAAAGUUAGGUUUCUUUUUUAGUUACAGGUAUCAAAUGUUCCAUGCAUACACUGUAAUGAUAACUUAGGACUACUGCUGAAUCAGUUCGUGUCCAGAGAAAGAUCUUUCAUAUACUAUAGGUAUUUUAAAUGAAUUGGGUGCUACCAGAAUGCAUUAUUUUUCUACCAUAACAUUCUACUGUUAGUCUGAGAGUGAAAUAUAACUGUUUUCUGUUA